Messenger RNA from Klebsormidium nitens, 4242 nucleotides. The record is from the annotation of a GenBank genome assembly. NCBI's taxonomy places the organism in Eukaryota, Viridiplantae, Streptophyta, Klebsormidiophyceae, Klebsormidiales, Klebsormidiaceae.
AUGGAGCACGUCUUUGGGACCAAAGUCGCCAAGGAGUCAGGGUCUACAGAGGGCUCGCUGGCAAAUGGGGCUGAACUCGUGAGGCGGCUCAUCGAACCAACGGUCAUUCUCCCUCAGAGUAAGGCUCAAGGUGGAGAAGCGCCGUUAGAUGAGGAACAUGGCCCGGCAGACCACCCUGUCGAAGAGGAAACGGUGCGCGCUCCCCGCUCCACUUCCUUUCGUGUCGCAAUCGAAGAGCCGAAAGUUAUGUUGGCUGAGCGCUGGCUGAUAAACAUAAGAGCUCAGGCCAACGCCAUCGCGAGUGAGUCGACUGCCGAGGCGCAAGGGUGCAUGAACAGCGGAGGAGCGAUGGACUUCAUCAAGCUGCAGAGCGUCCUUGAGAAGCUCAGGCGCGGGUAUGAUAAGCUCAUGACUCCCCCGAGCUCCGUUCACCAGCAGUUCGUCGAGCUCCGCAACCGCCUCGCUGCCGAGAAAGCGCCCGCGGCCUUUGACAGCUCCGACCAAGCGAAGGUCUGCGGAUGGACGACGGAGAGCCGGCACGCAGAAGCUGGCAGCAAAUUUCUUGUGGCGCGUGCGGUAACGAGAAGCCUCGUUCCGGCUCUGAAAACCAACAGGGUCUCGGUCAUGCCCCUCUGUGCCCUGCCUCAGCGAGGCGUGGUUCCUGAAGUCUCGGGAAACCCUGCCGUGAUCAUGAAAGUUGCUGAGGAGGACUGCAAGGGGGACCGCUGCAUCUGCAGAUACGUCCCCGCUUACUGGCCAUUCCUGCUGCGCUGCUGCCUCCGGAUCGUGACUCACAAGUAUGUGAACACGAACGUGCCUCUGGCAGAGCAGCUGUCACACAUUGCGGCUGGUUCUUCGAGCCUGACGUUUGGACUGAUGCAAGUCCGGAAGACCCGCAUUGCUGCCCAGUCUGUUUGGGCACUCCGGUUCAUCUUCGGCCAGCUGCCCGUCUACUACACGAUGGCCAGGAACAUCAUUCAGAGCCGGUACAAUAUCUGGACGGCGCUCGAGGACGUCAACAAAGACGUCAGAGCGCUCUUGACCGCACCUGGCCUGGGUCUCACCUUGACUCCCGCAUCGACCUCGAUAUUUGAGGCAAUACCCGUCAGGAAUCUGCACGUGAUACCGAUGCUCCGCGACCUUCCAGAGGACCGCGAGUACGACCCGCUGUGCCUGCAGCAAGUCGUCGUGCGAAGCGCCCGGGCUGACAUGGUCGCAAAAACCGUCGACUUCGAGGGGGGCUUGGUUGAGGCCAUGAUGGCCCCCCUGCUGGAGAGCCGCCAGCUGAUGCGCGCAACCAGCCAGGAAACGGGGAAGCUUCUGUACCCCAUCUCCGUCACGUUCGACGAGUGGGACCUCUGCCGGCAGUCGUUCUGCCUGCAGAAAGGCGGCCGCGUGAUGAUCGGGGCGCUCGACCGGGGCGUCUUCCGCGGGACCCGGGACGGCGCGCGGCCCCUGGUGGAGAGCGUGGCGGCGGUCGCCGGGAUCACCGCGACUCCGUUCGCCCUGCUCGGGCUCCAGACAGCCCUCGAACGCCCUCUCCGAGUGGUCCUCCUGGCCCCCGAGACCGGCACGUACUACGGCCUCCCCUACCUGGCGGAUCCCGCCACGGUCCAGUACCACGAAGUCGAACUCGUCGUGGACGCCAGAUUUGCCGUCACCGAAAACACGAAACCGAAAUUUCAGCUGGAGAAACACCCUGCGGUAAAGCGCAUGAUCGCAGACAUGGUGACGGACUACAGGGCGAUCCAGGCGGCGCAGGAGCAGCCGCCUAACUCCCACGUGCACGGUUUGGUGGUGAAUAGCGUGCGCCACGGCGAUCAUAUGCAGGUGGCUUACGAGUGUCUCGACCACUUCGAGCGCGAGGGAGUCCCCGCGAUUGCCCUGAUCGACAACAACGGGAAGCGAGAAGCGGGCAAGACGGCCAUGACGUACGUCUUUCCGGAAACUCUGGUAAAGGCCGGCAUCCCCAGCCUCUUCGUGCUACCCGGGCUAAACGAACAGGGGCAACUAGACCUGACCUCGCAGGAGACGGUCUGGACGGACGCUCUGUUCCGCACGUUGCCCGAACAGCUUCAGCGCUGGCUUCUCACGAACAAUGGCGCCAUCAGAGGGAAGCAGCUAGAGCACCUCGCCAUCCACCCGAACGAGCUACUUUUUCCGGGUCAUCUUCAAGCUGAUCUCCGCUGCUACGCUCUGCAACUGGAGUGGGAACUUAUGUGGAGCCCGACUCUCUGGAAGAGAGGUGUCAAAGGUCUGAUUAUGAUGACCGUUGCUGGCACGAAAGCAAACCGCGCAAACGCCUACAAGACGAUCUACCACUGCGCUCACCUGACGCACGCGUACUUCUACAUCAGCAUGAAGCACGAGGCUUCCAACGCGGAGAUGCUGCUGCAGAGGCUGGGGCGCAUCUGCACGACCCAGUACGGGCCCGGGAUCAAGCGCCUGCCGAAGCUGUACCUGCCCGAGUCGGUACAUGUCCUUCUCCAGGCGUGUCAAACGCUUUACAAGCGGGUUUGGCAGCGCAUCGCGGCCGCGCGCGGCGCGCCGGUGGACCAGGACAUCAUCCACAACGAGCAGUUCAAGCACGAGCUCGCCGCGCUGGUGAUGAAGCACAGCCAGAAGCUGAAGGUCUCCCGGCGGGACAUCAACGAGGGCGUGUUCGCCGGCCACACGGCCGUCUGCAAGGACGGGAUCCUCGUCCGUCAGUUCCGAUCGGAGAUGGUCGGCAAGCUUGGGGGGUUCAGCGCGGUCGACCGAGAUUUUCCACUGGGCGAGGUGGACUUGCUGGACCCCGAGGCGGUCGAAACGGCGCGGAGGGAGCUCCUCGCGAGCAUCGCCAAAGAGUACGUGCCCAAGGGCCAGAGCCUCGAGGACGUGAUGAAGCUCAUCAGGGUGGCGAAUCGGGUCGUCUUCCUUCCCGUCAAAGUGCUAUUCGCCAACACGCGGAACCCACUCAACCUCGACGAGUUUGAGAGCUACAUGCUCGACCACGAGAACCGCAUAGCGCCGUCGAAGAAGGGCCAGCCGAAGGACAAAUACGUGGACGAGAUCCGCAGCGCGAUCACCGAGAGCCUGCGGAAGCGCGCCCUGACGCCGGAAGAGCGCUCGUACCUCGGCCGGAAGGAGCUCGUGCAACUAGGGGCGGGCCCAAAGCUUCUGAUCGAAGCGAACCUCUGCCCGUUCGUCGGGGAGGUCCACAGCCAGAGGGGCCACGUGAGGGUCGUGGCGAGGAUUUUGGACGGCAAGACGGUGAUGGCGAUUGUUCCCAACCCGGAGUAUCCGCACUGCUCGGGUCGCAAGCCGGCGAGCGAGUUGCAGGAACUGAUCUACGGGGACCUGAUCACGGCGCGGUUUAUCCUGCGGCUGCCGGCCGAGAUGGAGAAGGGGCCGGCGGCCGCAAGGGACUAUGCAGGCCCGAUGCGUCUGGUUAUGCGCCUCCAAAGGGGGUUCCGCCAGGGUCAGCAGACGGACGAGCAGAUCGAGCUCAAGAUUGACAAGGAAGGUCAGCCGAAGAGGAAUGCCCCGCCACCUAGGUCUGAGGAAGGCCCGUCGGAAAAGCGAGAGGUGUCUCCAGCAAUGGACGGGCAAAGAGCGGCAGCAGCAGACGAGCGCGUCACGGCGACCAAGGCGAACAAAGCCAAUGGCUCGGCUGAGCCUUCCAAGUCACCUGGCCGUCGCCCAGCAACAAAUUUCCCAAUGGAUUCGGAGACGGAAUCGGACAAGGGCGACGAGAUGCCGCCAAAGCCGACUGAAGCGGGCCCUUCGACUCAGCGAACCUCAGCCGGCCCUUCGUACAAUCUGGGAGUCUGCCGUCCCGGAAAGCGGGCAGUGCGCUCCUCCCCUGAUGCAAACCCCGACUCUGAUGCGGGGAAAGCCAAGAUGCGAAAAGUCGCCCCGUCCGACGGCGAGAGCGACGAGUGCUGGAUGGAUAUAGUCGAAGAGGCCAUCGACCUGACAUACAAGCAGGGGAAACGAAUGAAGGAGCUCAUCAGCCAGGCCGAGGCAGCGGUCACGCGGACUGUCAGGGACCCCAGCGCGCGACUCGAACUUUUGACGGGUCUGGUCGUGGCAAGGGAGAAGAUCAAGAGGAACGACACUGCGGGCGCUUGUAAAGCGGCCUUGAAGGACAUUCAGGAGAAGUACCAAACCUCGGAACAGGAAGAGUCGUCAUCAUCGUUCAAAACGUCGGCUUCGACUUCGAGCGAGCAGAACAAAAAAGCAGGGUCCGCAUCGGAGUGA